Lindgomyces ingoldianus is the source of this 2319-nucleotide messenger RNA. RefSeq lists its product as uncharacterized. The transcript is spliced from 17 exons. Gene Ontology annotation, molecular function: protein binding. Lineage: Eukaryota; Fungi; Ascomycota; Dothideomycetes; Pleosporales; Lindgomycetaceae. Bases 1 to 2319 code for a protein of 772 amino acids. The record is from RefSeq and is a predicted model, not a curated record.
AUGGAGACGAGCAAGAAGAAGCUCGGGGCGGACCAUCCCUCCACGCUAUCCAGCAUGGCCAAUCUGGCGUCAACCUACUGGAAUCAAGGCCGAUGGGACGCUGCCGAAAAGCUGGAGGUGGAAGUGAUGGAGACUCGCAAGAAGAAGCUCGGAGCGGACCAUCCUGAUACACUAACCAGCAUGGCCAAUCUGGCGUCAACAGCUGGAGGUGGAACGGAUCAUCCUGAUACACUUACCAGCAUAGGAAAUCUUGCCUACACGAUGAAACGGCAAGGCCGAAAUGCUGAAGCUAUUAGUCUAAUAAGGGAAUGUGCACAGCUUCAACAACGCGUUCUAGGACCAACAGCAGUGCCUCAGCUGGAAGCGGAACACCUGCAAGACUAUGCGAAAUAUUUGCACGAAAGGGGAAGCGGGUUUUGCAAGCGACUGGAACAGAUUAAGUCUUUCUCGUUAACACUCUGUCCUUCGCGAUGUCACUACGAGGGUAAGGUAUCCGGCACCUUCAACAAACUCAAUACCCAUCAAACAUCUCUAUCAUUGUCUCUAGUCGAUCCAGUAUUGGGCAAAGACUUUAGCGUCUCUACAACCUGCCUUCUUCCCACCUUCUCACAGCGCUUAUAUCCUUGGGCUGGGCCGCUCUUGUGGGAAUCGGCACGGACAUGUGGUUGUGCCCAAGCGGAUGAGAAGAUACACAUGCUGCAUCCGAUUGAGGACAAACGACAUCAUCCAGCAUCCCAUUACGAUGUCGCCGGUUCCUCAACAAAGGUUCGCUCGCCGUAUCGCGAUAUGGCCUUCAAGAAACCCGGACUUUGCCCUUCUUUCACGAACCGACUUAACUAUCUGCUCUUUGAACACCACUGUAUCGAACACGUUCAUUCAGGAUUCCAAGGCAGUAUAUAUCAGGAAUCCGCCACGAAAUUGCCCAAACCAUCGCCAAAUCAUGAUCUGAAAAUCUACCCGACGCGGUUCAAACCCUCCGGGUGGUCAUCCCUCUCUCCUAAUUCUCACCCCACAAUCCCUUCGCACUGCCUUAUAUUCCUUCCAAAUCCAUACACCGCUAUCCAGCACCCGAACCGGAAGUUCCUCUCCCACCAUCCGCCCUCCAGUGGCUUUGGCAAUGCCACCAGUGCCAACGAACCGACUCCCUUGACGUCACGCGGCGCUGUCUUGAAUACGGGCACUUCUUCUGCGCUGGCAACACGACUGUCAAGAACUGGCGGAAACGAGUUCGACUACCAAGGUUGGAAGGCUUGGGGCCAAUGGAGGAGGAGCGGAAGAAAAAGCUCGAUCCACGACUACAGUUCAGGUUCAUCAGAUAAUUCCGAGAAUGAAACAUCAGGGAAUAGGGAGUCGGGGAUGAGCAAAGGCUGCUGGAACAUGCGUGAUUACCCGAGCGAAUGUCGCUGGGGAAGACAAUUCGGUAUAUAUACACUUCUACUUCCAGGAUUCCAUAUUAUAGGUAGUGUGGAUUCCGCAACGCCGCGAGAAUACCGCGCCGGGGAAGAACAAAAAAACCCAGACUUCUGGAGGACACUGAUCAUGAGUGCAAAGAGAAUGAAAAGCGUUCCUCCCUCCUCACCUCUGUCAAAUGUGUCUGAAAAAGCAGAACCUAAUGAGUUUAACUCCACAAAGGGCAAAUAUGGAGACACCUUCAUGUCGGCCAUUGACCCAGUGAUCGUUUCCACCCGUCGUCCUCCAGGGUAUCAUGAGGAAGCAGCGAAAGGGGCCAAAGAAGCCGAGUUUCAAACGCUACGUCCCCCUGGGGCUGCAGCAAUUGGUGAUUCCAACUUCGGACUCGAAGGCAGUGAGGGAGAAACAAUUACUAAAUGUUUUGGGCCGUUGGAGAGGGUAAAGAGCAGUGAUAGUAGUUUCCAUUAUCAUAUAAAGCGAGUGGAGUUGCAAUUUUAUUUGUUGUACUCUUGUUAUGAUAUCAUGUUUUUGGAGUCGUAUGCAUCCUUCGAACCGCGUCUGCGGCCAUAUAUUCACCACUUUACCUUCUACAAUAACAUCAUCUGGGUAACACCACAUUAUACUGUGCAACCAUAUAAUGCUUCCAAACCUUCUCUGUCCUUUCUCCAGUACCUUCUUGUCCCGAAAUAUCUCAUUAUCUCUCAGAAUAACUCUCAGCUCAUUUGUUUAAGGAAUUUCUUGAAACCUUCCUUGAAUUCAAAUUAUUCUCAGAACCCUUUUCUCUCAAAUUGGAAUCUAGAAUUUGGGGAUGUAAGAUUCCUGCUGCGAGAUAAUGGCGCUUGGGCCUUUUGGGCUUUGGCUACAGGAAUGGGUAUGCAGGAAAAGACUGUCAGUUUGUUCUAUGAAUAG